Messenger RNA from Protobothrops mucrosquamatus (brown spotted pit viper), 1633 nucleotides. Its product is annotated as nitric oxide synthase, endothelial-like. The record is from RefSeq and is a predicted model, not a curated record. Lineage: Eukaryota; Metazoa; Chordata; Lepidosauria; Squamata; Viperidae. The annotation marks the transcript as partial. Gene Ontology annotation, molecular function: nitric-oxide synthase activity; FMN binding. The transcript is spliced from 11 exons. Gene Ontology annotation, biological process: nitric oxide biosynthetic process.
GUUCUCCGUCUUCGGUCUGGGCUCCCGGGCGUACCCCCACUUCUGCGCCUUCGCCCACGCGGUGGACACCCGGCUGGAGGAGCUGGGCGGGGAGCGGAUCCUGCCGCUGGGCGAGGGGGACGAGCUGUGCGGCCAGGAGGAGUCCUUCCGCACCUGGGCCUCCAGCGUCUUCAAGGCCGCCUGCGACACCUUCUGCGUCGCAUCGGACACCGUCUCCGCCGAGGUUUUCUCCGCCCGCUCCAGCUGGAAGCGCAACCGGCACCGGGUCCUGGCCCACCCCAGCGUCACCUUUGACCUCCUGGCAGAUCUGACGAAGAUGCAUAAACGGAAGGUGUUCCCCUGCUACGUCAUUUCGGUCACAAAUCUGCAGAGCUCCGAUUCCGGCCGCUCCACCCUCCUGGUGCGCCUGCAGACGGGAGACCAAGCGGAGCUACAGUACCAGCCGGGCGACCACGUCAGCAUCUUCCCGGCCAACCGGGCGCCGCUGGUGGAGGCGCUCAUGCGCCUGGUCCAGGACCCCCCGCCGGCCGAGGAGCCCGUCGCCGUGGAGACCCUGGAGGCGGGCACCGAGGGGGUGAAGCGGAUGUGGGUGCCCAGCUCCCGGUUGCCCCCCUGCACCCUGCGCCAGGCGCUGACCUACUUCCUGGAUAUCACCACGGCCCCCAGCCCCCAGAUGCUCCAGCUGCUGGCCGGCCUGGCCGAGGACCGGACGGAGCGGGAGAAGCUGCAGCGGCUCAGCCAGGACUCCCUACUCUACGAAGAGUGGAAGUGGUUCCGGUGCCCGACGGUGGUCGAACUGUUGGAGGAGUUCCCCUCGGUGGCGCUGCCCACCUCGCUGCUGCUCACCCAGCUGCCCCUACUACAGGCCCGCCAGUACUCCGUUAGCUCCGCGCCCGACACCCAUCCGGGGGAGCUGCACCUCACCGUAGCCGUGCUAAACUAUCGCAGUCAGGAUGGGAAGGGCCCCAUGCACUACGGAGUCUGCUCCACGUGGCUGUCCCAGCUCUCUCCGGGCGAGAUGGUGCCAGCUUUCGUCCGAAGCACCCCAAAUUUCCAGCUGCCAGAGGACCCCACGGCCCCCUGCAUCCUGGUGGGGCCUGGCACCGGCAUCGCCCCUUUUCGGGGUUUCUGGCAGCAACGACAACACCGGAUGAAAACCGAAGGCCUGACCCCCGGCGACAUGACCCUUGUUUUUGGCUGCCGCAGUUCCCGCCACGACCACAUCUACAGCGAGGAGAUCCGAGAGGCGCAGGAGACGGGGGCCCUACGUCGCGUCCUCACCGGCUUCUCGCGGGACCCCGAUUACCCCAAGACCUACGUGCAGGACCUGCUGAGGCUGCACCUGGCGGACCACGUCUUCGACGUGCUGAGCCAGCGUGAGGGCCACGUCUACGUCUGUGGCGACGUCACAAUGGCCACGGGGGUCCUGCAGACCAUCCAGCAGAUCUUGGUGCAGGAAGGGAGGAUGUCGUUGGUGGAGGCAGGCGACGCCAUCAGCGAACUCCGGGACCAAAACCGCUACCACGAGGACAUCUUCGGCCUGACCUUCCGCACACAGGAAGUGGCGUCGCGCAUCCGAAGUCUCUCCUUCUCCAAGCACGGCCGGAAAAGCGGCCUCGUGGCGGAGAUCUGA